This is a messenger RNA of Juglans microcarpa x Juglans regia, 2876 nucleotides long. RefSeq names its product mechanosensitive ion channel protein 3, chloroplastic-like. Gene Ontology annotation, biological process: transmembrane transport. Gene Ontology annotation, cellular component: membrane. The record is from RefSeq and is a predicted model, not a curated record. NCBI's taxonomy places the organism in Eukaryota, Viridiplantae, Streptophyta, Magnoliopsida, Fagales, Juglandaceae.
CGGAAACUAUCUACAACACGCAACAUGCGCACGUUAAAAAGGUUGCCAAAUCCUUUCGCCACAUAAAAUCCACAGUAAAAAUUCCUCGAUCUGGGUCCGCGUAAAAGCCGUAAAACAUCCAAAACCUUGCAUUUCCAUUUGAACACGUCGGCAUCGUAGACUUCACCCGCCGCCGCAUAUUAGCAUCUUUCCAGCCAUUUCGCUCUUCUCAAUGCCUCCUUCACGAGAUCCGGUUUGCAUUUGGGAGAGAAGUUCCCUAUUGCUUUUUCGCUAAUCUCGCUUUGCAAGAUUCGAUUGAGUACGGACUGCAUUGAGAUCUUGUGCUCCCAGUGGCAUUUGCACCACAAUUCGUUGAUGGCACCUGCUGGUUCUAUGCGAUUGUCCCGUGAAUUGGGAAUAUACAGUAGUUAUGGAUGUGGUAAACAAAACCGAAGUGUGAUGGGAGAGGUUCGAUUAAACUUGGUUCGCAUCAAUCUCUCAUCAAAUAGUUUGCGACAAGAUGCCUGGAGUCUCCAUCUUUUGAGCUGUGUGCGUGGUCCAAUAUUUCCUGUAUCCUCCGGAUGUAAUAUUUUGUUGUGCCGUUCUGCUAUAGUACCCGGGGGAGGAAAUGAGAUUCCUCUUCUGAAAUCUGCAGCUGUGGUUUUGAAAAGGUCAUAUGAUGCUCUACACGGAAUCUCUCCUGCACUUAAAUUGAUUCCUGCUGCCGGUAUCAUUGCCUUUGCUGCUUGGGGUCUUGGGCCACUCCUGCGUCUCAGCAGGACCAUAUUUCUUCAUAGAAAUGAUAGUAACUGGAAGAAAAGUACUACAUACUACGUUAUGACUUCUUAUCUUCAGCCUUUUCUUCUUUGGACUGCAGCAAUACUCAUCUGCAGAGCAUUGGAUCGUGUAGUCCUACCUUCAGAAGCUAGCCAUGCUGUCAAACAACGACUUCUGGAUUUUGUGCGAUCACUAUCGACAGUGCUUGCAUGUGCCUAUUGUUUAUCAAGCCUGAUUCAACAAGCACAACAAAUCUUCAUGGAGGCAAAUGACUCUAGUGAUGCAAGAAAUAUGGGCUUCAAUUUUGCUGGGAAAGCUGUUUAUACUGCAGUUUGGGUUGCUGCUGUUUCAUUGUUCAUGGAGUUGUUGGGUUUUUCUACCCAAAAGUGGCUAACUGCUGGUGGUCUUGGCACAGUUCUGCUCACACUCGCUGGUCGUGAGAUAUUUACUAAUUUCCUUUCAAGUGUAAUGAUUCAUGCAACACGGCCAUUUGUUGUGAAUGAAUGGAUUCAAACAAAGAUCGAAGGCUAUGAAGUUUCUGGUACAGUUGAGCAUGUGGGUUGGUGGUCACCAACAAUUAUAAGAGGCGAUGAUCGUGAAGCAGUACACAUACCAAACCACCAGUUCACUGUUAAUGUUGUGAGGAACCUUAGCCAGAAGUCACAUUGGCGCAUCAAGACCCAUCUUGCCAUCAGCCACUUGGAUGUUAAUAAGAUUAAUACUAUUGUAGCUGAUAUGCGUAAGGUUUUGGCCAAAAAUCCUCAAGUAGAGCAGCAAAGGUUACACAGAAGAGUUUUUCUAGAAGGUGUCAAUCCAGAAAAUCAGGCACUUAUGAUUUUGGUAUCUUGCUUUGUGAAAACUUCACGUAUGGAAGAGUACCUUAGUGUCAAGGAAGCUAUACUCCUGGACCUUCUCAGAGUUAUCAGCCAUCAUCGGGCACGGCUUGCCACACCCAUCCGCACAGUUCAGAAAAUAUACAACGGGGCUGACUUGGAAAAUAUUCCAUUUGCUGACACCAUUUUCACUCGUUCGAGACCAUAUGCUAACCGUCCCCUCCUACUUAUUGAACCCUCUAAUAGAAUCAGUGGUGAUGAUAAAAAUAAGAGUUCAGCUCGUCCAAUGCGAAAUGUAGAAAAGGAUACCAAGGUUGAAGCAGUAUCAACACCUGACUCCAAGGCAGAUAAAAAUACUGGAUCAGCUUCGAGUCUUGAUCCAAAAGCAGAUCAUAAGACUCCGGCAAUGUCAACCUCAGAAACAAGCUUAAACCCUAAGGCUUCAGCAAUGCAAAAAUCUGACACCAACAUGGGGAAUUCGGUGUCUGACUGUACAGCCCAAAACAACUCUGAGGUGCUGCAGCUCAAGCAUAAAAACAUGGAAGGUGCAGGGAAGGAGACAAUGGAACUGAAUUCUGAAGGUGUAACCCACCACGGAUCUACAGUCGAGAAGCCAUUAGCUUCUUCCCUGGAAGCAGGCAGUGAAAGAACAGAAAUUUCUUCAGCCUCUUUACAAGCAAAGCAAGAUGGUGGGAGGGCUGUUGCAUCGCCUACAAUACCAAUGCCUCACUUGGAAGAGAAUAUCGUUCUUGGCGUAGCUUUAGAGGGGUCAAAACGUACGCUUCCAAUUGAGGAAGAAGUGGCUUCAUGUCCAACAAUUGAAGAGUCAAAAGAGUUGACUGCUGCCAGAAAUGGGAGCGAGUCUCCUCCCAUUACCAACGAUAAGAAAGACGGUCAAAUGCCAGCAAUUCCUAGUGGCACACGAAGUGAUUAGCUGCAUCAGAAAGGUGGUGAUUGCCGAUAUUGUAGUCCAUGCUUCAGCUGAUUGAAGUUGUACCAGUGUAUGCAGCUGAGUUUUUGAAAGCUGCAUUACAUGAUGUCCCAUUAUUGUAAAUUAGUACUGUAGAAUCAAUCAAACAUUCAUUGCCAGCUUGAACCACCGAAGGGCCGAAGGCCGCCCGGGUGCAGCCAGAGGUGGGCCGGUAAAAGCCUAUCAGUUGCUGCCUUGCGGGCAUUAUGGUUUGUCUUUGUUUUAGAUAGACUCAAAUAGGGUGAAAAUCUUAGGUGUUUUAAAUCAUUUCAUUAUUAUAUUUUAUUUGGUGGACGAGAUGGAUGUUCACCAAGGUU